AUGAUAAAUGAUUUGUCAAAUUUGACCAAUUACAACUUGAACAAGGAAUCCAUUGAUGACUUCAAUAUUCACAAUCGCUGGAAAAAAAAGGGAAUUGCCAUGGUACCAAUGAAAUAUUUGAUAAUGUUUAAAGGACAAUUCGAGGCUACCGUGUCGGUCUGCGCUCGAGACGGUUCGGUAUGCGUGACGCACAGCGGAAUUGAGAUCGAUCAAGGUAUAAAUACGAAGAUUGUUCAAAUAACAGCUCGUACACUGGAUAUUGAUAUCAAAUUAAUCUCCGUUAAACAAAGUAAUAAUUUAGCUACACCAAAUGUAUCGACUACAGGGCACAGCAUUACUACAGAAUCCUGUGAAUACGCAACGAUCCAAGCUUGCGAACAGAUUUUACAAAGACUCGAGCCGAUAAGAAAAAAAAUGAAAAAUCCGACAUGGAUGGAUCUCAUUUUUAAAGCUUAUGAAGAGGGCGUUGAUUUAUACACACGUUACGUGUUGAUGACUGAGCCAACGCAAGGUAGUAUGAAGCCUUACGCCGUUUACGGCGUCACUUCUGCUGAAGUCGAGAUCGAUUUGUUGACUGGCCAGCAUAUUAUCAGAAGAGUCGAUUUGAUGAUCGAUGCUGGUCUAAGCGUAAAUCCGGCAAUUGACAUUGGUCAGGUGGAGGGAGCUUUCGUGAUGGGAGUAGGAUACUGGACUUCUGAGGAUCUGGUGUACACUCCUGAUACAGGAAAAUUAAUUACUGACAGAACAUGGAAUUACAAACCACCAGGAGCGAAGGAUAUACCC
Trachymyrmex cornetzi is the source of this 783-nucleotide messenger RNA. Its product is annotated as xanthine dehydrogenase/oxidase-like. NCBI's taxonomy places the organism in Eukaryota, Metazoa, Arthropoda, Insecta, Hymenoptera, Formicidae. The annotation marks the transcript as partial. The transcript has 5 exons. The record is from RefSeq and is a predicted model, not a curated record. Gene Ontology annotation, molecular function: iron ion binding; oxidoreductase activity.